CUCUCUCCUGCUCUUUUGUCCCGUUCUCUCCUCCCAAACCCUAAUAAUCGAAUCACUUUUCCUCGAAUCACUUCUCCUCUCUGACGUGUGAUCUCUAAGCUGCGGGUUUUCUCCCCGAUUGCAUCCGCGCCCUCUUCAUCGCCGUGCGAUUCGCCACCUAUCGAGGGUGCUGUAAUUACACUAUUGUGUUGCCAAGGCAGUGGCUACUGUGAUACAACUGUAGGAGUGCAAAAGCAUUGUGGUCCCUUUCGUUUGUGGAGCACGAAGAUGACACAGAAAGGGGAUAUGUUCAAGGGGCAGCAAAAGAAGAAGAAGAUCCCUCCCAAUCGCCAUGGCAAAGCUGCUCAUAUCAGGAAAGGAAAGAGAGUUGUGAAAACUUCUAGUUUCAGCAAGGAAAUGGAUGCCAACCGAGAAAUAACCAAGUUUAUAAACCAAUGCAAUGAGAUAAAAGCUGCUUCUCUUGCUAGCAAAGAAGGUGGUGAGCUUAGUAUAGUCAAGACCAGUGCCGAUACCUUGAGUUCCGCAAAGAAGUAGGUGUCACCAAUAUAUAUUUUUGAGGGCUGUACAAUGGGGGUUUGCAGUUGGAUGAAAACAGUUCUCUCCGAGCUUAGAAGUAGUUUCUUGUACUGCUUGUGGAUUGAGAUCUUGUUUGGAGCAAAAUUUUGAAGAAAUGUGUAAUCUUUAAGCAGUUUGAAUGUCUUUAUAAUGGCAUCUGAGAUUUGCUAAUUUAUGCCAGGUUUAAUAUUUUAAAUUUGACUUUUCAAAUCCUGAAGAAUUUCCUUGUCA
Messenger RNA from Ananas comosus (pineapple), 786 nucleotides. RefSeq lists its product as uncharacterized. The transcript is spliced from 5 exons. The coding region runs from base 268 to 534 and encodes 88 amino acids. Lineage: Eukaryota; Viridiplantae; Streptophyta; Magnoliopsida; Poales; Bromeliaceae. The record is from RefSeq and is a predicted model, not a curated record.